UUUAUGAACUUACCAUGUUUCACAAAAUAGCUAGCUGGUAUUGUUGAUGUAAACGGGUUCGGGGUGAAAUCAUGUCAAAGCGCAGAGUUUGCGCAUGGUCAGACUCGACUCAAUGAUAUAUGCCAUACAAAGUGUUUUAAGAGUUUGUGCAUGGUUAGACUCAGAAUUAAUCACCUAUAAUGUAUAUAGGGCUCUCGGUUGAGUCGAGAUAAUAUAAAUUACUCUGGGUUGGAUUUGGAUGUGAGGAUGGUUAUAGGUUACUUGCAAGAUGUUGUAGAUUUCAUUCAUAGGCAAGAUGUUUAUUUUUCAUUGAUGGUUAUAGGUUACUUGCAAGAUGUUGUAGAUUUCAUUCAUAGGCAAGAUGUUUAUUUUUCAUUGGAUUAUUAUUAUUUAUACAAUAUUAGGGUAGGGGAUGGGUAACAUAAUUUGAAUCCGUGUGAAAUAGUUGUCUAGGAGUUUUAGCCAUUUCUUCUUUACAAUAUGUUGUAGAUAUUAUUUAUAAAUAUCGAGCAGGUUUAAAAAAUUACUAGUAUAAUGGUAAAUUUGCAUUUUAGUCCUAAAAAUCUAGUUUUUUAAAGUAAUUUUCUAGUUUUGCCCUUGAUAAAUAUGUAAACUUUUUGUGUAUAUUAAUUGAUGUGUACACAAGUCAGGUCUUGGUCGAGGUUUUGUCUUUCAACAGAUUCACAAAAUAUGGAACUAUGGUUGUUCAUGGUUAGACUCGGCUCAAUCACUUAUGGCACAAUGCUUCAAUGAAUUCUGUCAAUGGGAAAGAAAAGGAGCUGGUUUAGUUGGGUGAAAAAGAUUUUUGCUUCUAAUGCACAACCAAAAACACAGAAGAAAUCAAGGAGGUGGAGAUGGAUUUUCGGAAAACUAAAGCUCAAGCAAUGCCGCCCUGCAUUACCGGCGAUACCCCAGCAGAAAUCGUUAUGUCAAGCAACCGAGGAUCAAAGAAAGCAUGCUUUGAAUCUUGCCAUUGCGACAGCUGCUGCAGCUGAAGUUGCGGUUGCUGCAGCACGAGCGGCAGCCGAGGUCGUUCGUCUGGCUAAUGCCUCUAACCAUUUCAGUAAUUUCACAACAAAGGAUAGGAACCGAGCUGCUAUUAAGAUCCAAACCGCUUUCCGGGCACAUCUGGCAAGGAAAGCCCUACGGGCACUAAAGGGACUGGUGUUACUCCAAGCUAUUAUCCGUGGCCAAGUCACGAGACGUCGAGCAAUGAAAAAUAUGAAAUGCUUGCAAUCUGGUACGGAGAUGUACCCGGGGAUCAAGGAGAAAGUAAUUUGUCAAGACACCAGGAGAAAUCAGAGCCUCGUACAUAAAGAUCAGUUGCAAGUCAAGGACAUUAUUGAACACGAAUACUAUAGCCGAAGGAACUGGAAUGAUAGUGUGUUCUCUAAAGAAGACGCUGAAGCCGUAUGGUUAAGAAGGCAAGAGGCAAUGGCCAAACGAGAGCGUAUGAAGAAAUACUCGUAUUCUCAUCGGGAGAGAGUGAAUUCGUAUAUGCUCGAUGAAUCCGUGCACGUCAAAGAAACCGGAAGGAACAGCUUCUUGGAAGCAGAAGCAAAUAGUGAGGGAACUAGAAGGGAAAGAAUGAUGAUUUUAAAACACAAUGUAGCUUCGAAUUCGAGCACAUGGGAAGUACACGGUCUGCAGGGAUUGAAUUCGCCGUAUUUGUUUCCAAGGAGAUCGUUUUGUCGUGUGCAGAACCAGAAUCCCGCUGGGAAUGACAGUUCCGUCCCAAGCUCUACGGUUUUUCCUACCUAUAUGGCUGCAACUGAAUCAGCAAAAGCAAAGGUAAGGUCAAUGAGCACACCGAGGCAACGGCUCGGAUUAUCCGAUACAUGCUUCGAUCAUAACAUGCCAUACAAGGGUGGACUUUCUCUUUGGUCUACAUAUAAUGGUGAAACAUUCAAGUAUCAAUGAGAAGAAGAAGUCUCCCUAUGAACAAACUUUCUUUUUGCCUGUAUAUGCAAGAAAUAGAAUAUAGCUUCAUAUUACAA
Messenger RNA from Gossypium raimondii (Peruvian cotton), 1997 nucleotides. RefSeq names its product protein IQ-DOMAIN 12. Bases 763 to 1920 code for a protein of 385 amino acids. The record is from RefSeq and is a predicted model, not a curated record. The transcript is spliced from 6 exons. NCBI's taxonomy places the organism in Eukaryota, Viridiplantae, Streptophyta, Magnoliopsida, Malvales, Malvaceae. Gene Ontology annotation, molecular function: protein binding.